AUGAACUGUACAAUUGAAUCUAAAUUAUCAGGCAGACAAACAGUUGUUACAUUUAUUGAAUGGCUUUAUGGAUUAAAAUUAUUACAUAAAAAUUUAAAUAAGAAAGGAACAGGUCAAGUAAUAUAUGAAGCAGACUUGGUUGAACCAACUAAUCACUCUGAUUAUUAUUAUGUUAAAAAGUAUUAUAAAUUAGAAGUUAUCAAUUUGGAUUUUAAUGAUGAGUCGAUGGAAGUUGAAAAAAGUAAUACUACUUCUCUUCAAUCAAUAAAAGAAUUACUGACUAACAAUAAAAACAACAAGAUUUAUCUUGGAUCUACUGAUGAAACAUAUCAGAAAAUAAUCUGUCUUUAUAAUAAUAAAGGUAUAUUGUUAAAUAUUAAUGUAAAUUUGGUUACAAAGAACAAUCCAACUUAUUUAGACAUUAUAAGUGCACAUAUUUUUUAUCUUUUUAAGAAAUCAUCAAAUGUUUGUACAGAUUUCUUUCGAACAUUGAAACUAAGUCAACAGUGA
Messenger RNA from Cetraspora pellucida, 510 nucleotides. The record is from the annotation of a GenBank genome assembly. Lineage: Eukaryota; Fungi; Glomeromycota; Glomeromycetes; Diversisporales; Gigasporaceae.